This is a messenger RNA of Panonychus citri (citrus red mite), 2796 nucleotides long. RefSeq names its product pre-mRNA 3' end processing protein WDR33-like. NCBI's taxonomy places the organism in Eukaryota, Metazoa, Arthropoda, Arachnida, Trombidiformes, Tetranychidae. Gene Ontology annotation, molecular function: protein binding. The record is from RefSeq and is a predicted model, not a curated record. Bases 197 to 2470 code for a protein of 757 amino acids. The transcript has 3 exons. Gene Ontology annotation, cellular component: mRNA cleavage and polyadenylation specificity factor complex.
CUGAUUGGUUGUUCUUUAGUUGCUUGGAUACAUUUUCUAUUUCAUUUUCUUUUAUUUGUGAUUCUCUUUUUCUUUCAUUUUUGGUUUUCUUCUUCAUCUAUUCGCUUUUGUUUUGAAUUUUUCUUGAUGUAAUCUUACCAUUUAUCUUGUUCCGUGUUCUUCUUGGACUUUUGUUUUAUCAUUUGGACUGUUCAAAAUGUCCAAUUGGACCCCAAAAGAGGGUAAAGGUGGUCAUCCGCCGUUUCAACCUCGACCACCCAUUUAUCAGGCAACUGAAUUUGAUGGUAAACGAUUGAGAAAAGCUAUUGCCAGAAAAACAGUUGAUUAUAAUACCUCGAUUGUAAAUAUGCUUGAAACAAAAAUCUGGACUAAAAAUCAUUAUGAUAGGAGAGCCAUUCAACCUGAUUAUGGUUAUUAUCCUCAAUUAUUACCUCCGAUGUCUUUUGUUGAUAAUCCGGUUAAUUGUGUUACAACUAAAUUUGUUCGUACAUCAACUAAUAAAAUGAGAUGUCCAAUAUUUUGUGUUCUUUGGACACCUGAAGGUCGACGUUUAGUAACUGGUGCCUCAAGUGGUGAAUUUACCCUUUGGAAUGGGUUAACAUUUAAUUUUGAGACAAUUUUACAAGCUCAUGAUUCCGCUGUUCGAGCAAUGGUUUGGUCUUCAAAUGAUAUGUGGAUGGUAACUGCUGAUCAAUCUGGUAAUGUCAAAUAUUGGCAGAGUAACAUGAACAAUGUUAAAAUGUUUCACGCUCAUGAUGAUCCAAUUAGAGGUGUUUCAAUGAGUCCAUCGGGAAAUAAAUUUGCAACUUGUUCAGAUGAUGGAACCAUAAAGAUAUGGGACUUUUUCAAUUGUAUUGAAGAUCGAACCCUUCGAGGACAUGGAUCUGAUGUGAAAGCUGUCGAUUGGCAUCCAGAAUAUGAUCUAAUUGUUUCAGGCAGCAAAGAUAGUCAACAACCAAUUAAACUAUGGGAUUCGAGAAGUGGAACCAAUUUAGCGACCAUACAUGCUCAUAAAAGUACAGUGAUGGACGUGAAAUGGAACCAAAAUGGAAAUUGGCUUCUAACCGCUUCACGAGAUCAUUUGAUCAAAAUUUUCGAUAUUAGAAAUGUAACAACGGAAAUGCAAGUUUUCAGAGGCCAUAAAAAGGAAGCUUGUUGCUUAGCUUGGCAUCCAGUCCACGAAUCUCUUUUCGCUAGCGGUGGAUCAGAUGGAUCCAUUUUAUUCUGGCUCGUAGGAACUGAAAAAGAAGUUGGUGGAAUGGAAUUAGCUCAUGAUUCUGUUGUAUGGUCAUUAAGUUGGCAUCCUUUAGGUCACAUCUUAGCCUCUGGAUCUAAUGAUCACACUUGUAAAUUUUGGACAAGAAAUCGUCCUGGUGAUAGAAUGGGUGAUAAGUAUAAUCUUAAUAUAAUGAAAGGACAAGAAGAAGUCGAAUAUGAUGAAGUUGAACCUUUUCCCUCUAUACCGGGUAUUACUAGAGGAGAGAAUGAGGAAGAUAUUUUCCCGGAAGAAAUGGUUGCUGGCAAAUCUAUCCCAGGUCUCGGUUUACCUGUUGAAUCAAAUAGUGAAAAUAAAUCAGAAGAAGGAGGUGAACAACAAAAUCAAAGAAAAGUUCCAUUCUCUAAACCUGUUCCAAAAGAGUUUGCUAAUCAAUGGUCUGAUAGGAAAUCUCAUUCUGUGAUAGCUCCAUCAAAUGAAAUUGAUAGACAAUAUAAUCCUGAUCAUCAUCAUCCUCAUCACAUGAACUCAAAUUCAUCUCAACAACCUAAUCAUUUACCACCAAACCAACCUCCAAAUGGACCUCCAUACAUCCAUGGACCUCCACCAAUGGGACCACCUCAUCAAUAUCCUCCUGGUCCACCUUUACAUCCAAUGGAUCAUCCCAUGGAUGGACCUAUGGGCUAUGGUGGUCCACCUGUUCAUGGUCCAAUGCACGGUCCAGGACCAAGUGGACCCAAUAUGCCCCCUGGAGGUCCACCAUCAAUGCCUCCUCACAUGAGACGUGAUGAUAUGCCUCGAGGAGGUAAUGAUUAUCAUUACAAUAUGCAUAAUGAACGUUAUCAUCAAAUGCCUCCUCCUCACUCGAUGCCUCCCCAUCAUCCUAAAGACAAGUUUUCUCAUAGAAAUCAACACCCGCCAUCUCAUUCACCCCCACCAAUGGGCAGUGGAGGUAACAUGUACAACGAUAUGCCCGGGCCAGAUUAUCAUAGACGUGAUAUGCGUUGGAGAGAAGAUGAUUAUAAUCGUGGACGUGAUGAAGAUUUUAGGAGGCACAACUACGAACCUCGAGGUCCUGGCUGUGAGCCACCCUGGAGACGUCCACCUCCUCCUCCUGAUGAAUAUCAUUGGAGACCAAAUUAUCCACAAAAUGAUGUCAGAUGGAGACGAGAUAUGAGAGGCGGUGGUCCACCAAAUGAUCAAAGAUGGGACUGGGAUAGGCAAGGUGAUCAUCAUAGACAAGCUCAUCAUUGAAAUUGAUUCUCUCACUCGCCAUUUAAAUAAAAUGUAAAAUCUAAUCUAAUUUAAAGAUUUUCAACAAAAUUUUGUCUAUCGUUAUUAUCACAUGGACUUUUAUAUAACUUGAGAUUUUUUUUUGUUAUAUUUUCAGAACGGAAGAGGAAGUUGAUGGAAUGAAGUUAACUCAUGAUUCUGUUAUUUGGCCAUUGAGUUGGAAUCAAUUAGGUCACAUAUUAGCCUCUCGAUCUAAUGAUCACACUUAAUAUGUGUUUACAUUUUUCUACGACAAAUGAAUAUACUCCUUUGUUAUUCACAUUAAAGAUUUAUUAACAGCAAUUUAA